CUCCCCCGCGGCAUGCUGGGAGUUGUAGUUUUCAGGCGAGCCGGUAGGCUCAGUCUCGGGCGGGGGACAAAGGCGAAGGGGCGGGGCGAGCCCUCGGCCAAUAAGAGCGAGGGGCGGGGCGAAUCGCCGCAGAAGCCGGCCGGUGUCGCGGUUCAGUGUGUGCGGCGGCGCGGCCAUUUGCGUGCCACCAUCAUGUCGUCCAGUCAGGAAUCUGUUUUUUCUGAGUAUGAGACUGAAACCAGCCAGACAUCAAAACUGUUAAGAAAAUUUAAAGAGACGCCAUUUGUACCCAUUGGAAUGGCUGGCUUUGCCAUGGUGGUGGGCUAUGGGCUGUACAGACUGAAGCACAGGGGUGACAUGAAAAUGUCACUUCACCUGAUUCACAUGCGAGUGGCAGCCCAGGGCUUUGUAGUGGGAGCAAUAACAUGUGGUGUGCUGUAUUCAAUGUUGCGGGAAUAUAUGGUAAAACCCAAGGAGUAAUGGGAAGAUGAUUGAAAACUAUGUCCUGGUGGUGGCCUGUGUACUGCAGCUAUAAACCUCAUAUCGAGGGGUCCUUGGAAAAAAAAAAUACAUGGUAUUAGAGAAUUGCCCUAUAUCUGUCUUGUGUAUGGUACCCUGUCUUGAGGCUGUCAGUCUCAAUGAUUGCACAUGGGGGUGGUGGGUAUCAGGGACUGGUUCUUUUUGAUUGACGCUGCCCUAUCCCAGUUCUUCGGGGAUAUAGUAGAGUUUGAUCCCUUUAUCUUCCCCUUGAGUGUUAACUCGCUCAUAAAAUUGGUGACUUCUUUUGCUGCCACUGCCCAAAAUGACAAAAUCUGAACUAUUUUCUCUUGAGCUUCAGCCAGGACAUGGAGAGGCCGUGUCUACAAGAUCUUGUGGAUGUUUUACUAUCUGUCAUUUUGUAUCCUGUAUAUGUCAGUCUCCAGCCUUGUAAUUUAGAAGCUUCCAGUAGCACUAAAUGGUUUAUAAAAUAUCAAAAGUUCUAUAAACAUCUAUUUUUUUUAUUUAAGGCGUGAGAUAAGUAUUUGGUAUGUUGCAGCUAUUUAAAUGUUGUAUUUAUUCACUGUUAAUGACUCAAGGCACAGACUCCCUAUUUCUACUAGAUUAUAGAUCCUGAGAUCCUUGGAUUGCUAAAUCUUGUAACUAUUUUCACUGUUCUUUUGGGUAACAUUUAAAGGUAACAUAUAAAAUAUAUGUUGUGAAAACUAAAUCUUGAUUUGGUGUUCUAAUGCCUUUAAAGUAUAGGCACUAGCUCUUGAUUUUGCAGUAUCAAAACUUUAAAACGCUUAAAUCUGAAAAGUCCCCAUCCUCCUUGGUGAGGUGUAAAAUACUGCUCUGUAAAUUGCUGGUGUUAAUUUAAGUGGGAACCCCUUGUAUUUCAAACGGCAGUCACAAGAAUAAAUGCGAUAAGGCGAAUUUGUAAAAACAA
Molecule: messenger RNA, 1426 nt
Organism: Dromaius novaehollandiae (emu)
Lineage: Eukaryota; Metazoa; Chordata; Aves; Casuariiformes; Dromaiidae
Gene: HIGD1A
Product: HIG1 hypoxia inducible domain family member 1A
Exons: 4
Coding region: 13-480 (155 amino acids)
Biological process (GO): mitochondrial respirasome assembly; negative regulation of apoptotic process
Cellular component (GO): mitochondrion
Source: RefSeq, a predicted model, not a curated record